Striga hermonthica is the source of this 873-nucleotide messenger RNA. The record is from the annotation of a GenBank genome assembly. Lineage: Eukaryota; Viridiplantae; Streptophyta; Magnoliopsida; Lamiales; Orobanchaceae.
AUGGAUCGUGGGCAGUUUACGCUGAUGGGAUCGACUGUGUGCGUUAUGCUAUGUCUGCACUUCUCGAUAAGACUAGUUUCCCAACAUAACAUGUCGUGGAAAAAGCCGAAGGAGCAAAAGGCGAUUAUCAUUAUUGUCCUAAUGGCUCCUUUAUAUGCCAUCAGCUCAUACGUUGGUUUGUUAGACAUACGAGGGAGCACGACAUUUUUCACUUUCUUGGAAUCGAUAAAAGAAUGUUACGAGGCUCUGGUGAUGGCGAAAUUCUUGGCAUUGAUGUAUACAUACUUGAACAUAUCUAUCAGCAAUAACAUAGUGCCUGAUGAGAUUAAAGGAAGAGAGAUCCAUCACUCUUUCCCAAUGACUCUUUUCCAGCCUCAUACUGUUCGGUUGGACCACAAAAACUUAAAACUACUCAAGAAUUGGACUUGGCAAUUUGUUGUGAUCCGACCCGUUUGCUCAAUCUUGAUGAUAGCUUGUCAGCUUCUCGAUAUAUACCCGAGCUGGCUGAGCUGGACAUUCACAAUCAUCCUCAACGUCUCGGUUUCACUCGCUCUGUACUCUCUCGUGGUUUUUUACCAUGUUUUCGCAAAGGAGUUGGCCCCACACAAACCUCUCGCCAAAUUUUUGUGUGUUAAAGGCAUCGUUUUCUUUUGUUUCUGGCAGGGAUUUCUGCUGGAUAUUCUUGUAGCAAUGGGGUUAAUAAAAUCGAACCAUUUCUGGCUAGACGUGGAGCAUUUGGAGGAAGCUCUUCAGAAUGUGUUGGUGAUUAUCGAGAUGGUUUUCUUCGCUCUUUUCAUGCAGUAUGCCUACACAGCCGAGCCUUACCGCACCGGUUCUUUAACUUCCGAAAAAACCGACAAAAAGAACGAAUGA